AUGUUCGGAUGUUCUCCAUUAGUAUUGAAAUGGUUUACGUCAUAUCUUAGUGAUCGUUAUCAACGCACUUAUUUUAAAAUAGGUGUUCCUCAAGGAAGUAUUCUUGGCCCCCUUCUUUUUAUAUUAUUUAUCAAUGAUCUCCCUUCUCAACUUUCACAUUCAGAAUCCACAAUGUUUGCAGAUGACACCACCGUUCUAACAGAAGGUUCUUCCAUUCAUGAUUUAAAUGUGAAACUUAACCUUGUUGCUCAAGAUCUCUCAAGAUGCGCCAACAUGGCUGCCAGCUUAGCUCCAAAGCUCUUCAUUGUUUUAAUAUUUUUAAACUUAUUAACGCAAGUUACCUUAUUUAAAUGGGUGAUCUAUACGCAUAAAAAUAUUGUAUUCAAGGAUCCUGUUGGACUGAUCGUGGAUGGUUUAGUUUCAAAGAGAUACGGCCUCAUUUUCCCGAUCAACUAUCACCGUAUAAUUUUGAGGCGAUCAAACUAUGAAUCGAAUUUCAGAGUCUCGCGUACGGUCAGCAAAUCAACAAAACAUGGUUAUACAAGCCUUAUACUACCAACAAAACCUUUCAAAACGGACUUAACGAUAUGUGUUGAUAUAUCCUCAAAUCCUGGUCCUGAAAUCAGCGAGAGAAAUACAUGUAGAUCAGCCAAGCAAUCCUCAAAGUGCGCGUCGUCAUGCUUGAAUGCCGUCAACGCAAACAAUGUUUAUAAGCCGUCAUUCCUUCGAAGUCUUCGUUCGUCGCCUUCCUCUAAGUAUAUAGACACUUCUCUUUAUAAUUGCCUUGUUUCCCUCGGAAUCUUGAGACCAUUUCGAGGUUGUCGCAGUGGAAGGAGAGUGAAAGAACGCAAUGCUUACCUUCGAGAUCAAAACAUUCCUCGUGCACAACAUGGUCGCCAAAUUUGCAUAUCACCUAAUCAAAACAAUACACCCUCGUAUAAUCACCCCUCGAGCUGUUUUGCAGACAUCGCGUCAUUACAAACAUCAAGACGCAGUGAGUUUGUUCCUAGCCAAGUUGUCCAACCCAAUACGAGGAACUUAAAUAAUCUGAUUUUAAUCAGACCAAACAAACCUGAGAAUCACAAUUUAACUUGCGCGGAUCAACCGAUUGAAACGGACAGUAUAUCAGUCAACACCGGCCUUAUAAAAGUUAUCCAUCUGAACAUACGCUCACUUCGGAAUAAUGUCCACCUUAUCCAACUUCGAGAACUAGUGCGUUCAGCGAAAUUUGACAUCAUCACCAUUUCUGAAACGUGGCUUAACACGAGCGUGACAUCAGCCGAGGUAAACAUUGACGGGUAUAAACUUAUUAGACUUGAUCGUCUACACAAGCGAGGAGGAGGAGUCUGCGCGUAUAUUCGCAAAGAUUUCAAAACUGUAAUCUUGAAAGAUCUAUCUUACAUAUCUGAACGCAACUUUCACCAGUUGUGGAUCAGUGUACAGUGUAAAAAGACAAAAUCAGUCGUAAUUUGUGUAACGUACCGUCCGGAUGAUUCCCCACUAAGCUCGUUUGAUAAUGUUCUCAAGCCAAGUUACAUCCAAGCACUAACGUUAAAUAAGCCGAUUGUAAUACUCGGAGAUUUAAACUGUGAUGUGUUAAAACAGAAUUGUCCAGAAUCCAAAGCAUUGAUCAACUUUGCUAAAGAAAUGAACCUCAGCCAACUUAUAAAGUCUCCUACACGAAUCACCAAUACCACUCAAUCCUUAUUAGACGUUGUAUUGGUCUCCUCGAACUCGCUAGUACGUCGUAGCGGUGUUUUAAAUACAACAAUAAGUGACCACCUUCCAGUCUAUGUCGAUUUCAAGCUGAAAUCUCGCAAACAUCCUCCCCAUUACAUAACCGUUCGUAGCUACAAGAACUAUUCGCCUAGUUUAUUCAUAACUGACCUCGCCAGAAGCUCACACGACAGCUUAUUAUCUAUUUUCAACGACGGUGAU
This is a messenger RNA of Paramuricea clavata, 1938 nucleotides long. The record is from the annotation of a GenBank genome assembly. Lineage: Eukaryota; Metazoa; Cnidaria; Anthozoa; Malacalcyonacea; Plexauridae.